Bolinopsis microptera is the source of this 2830-nucleotide messenger RNA. RefSeq lists its product as uncharacterized. The transcript has 3 exons. The coding region runs from base 59 to 2632 and encodes 857 amino acids. The record is from RefSeq and is a predicted model, not a curated record. Lineage: Eukaryota; Metazoa; Ctenophora; Tentaculata; Lobata; Bolinopsidae.
UUCAGAUCUAGCGGUAAUAUGAAGCUCUGGUGACGUUGUACUGAGAUCCGAUAAGAUCAUGCAGAACAAGGGAAAGCCAGUGAGCGGAGGGAGUAGGGUGAGUAGCCACUUUGCGGACACAUUCCUCGAAGCACAAAAACUCCGUGUGACGAAGGAAGGAGAUAAGACACCAGCACCAGAGCGGGCAUCUCCUGGACUACUUCCCACAGUUGGGAAUUACAGCACGUCAAUCUCUUCAGUUACUACACCUGCCUCUCCGUUGUGUAUCUUUAAUAACGACACUUGUAAUAUCUUUGAUAGUACCUCCUCCGCGACUAGGGACCUGCACCAGGCUAAGUUUGGUUCGGAUCGUUAUCUGACCCGAACUUAUCAUCUCCAGAACGUUGCUACAGACUCACAGCCUAGUAUUCCUAGUAGUGUUAGUGAUCACUCUUCAGUCUCCAGGCAUUCAGAACCACCUGUUAGUUAUAAACACCCUCAUCAGCUUGAUAAAAAGAGAGGCAGCACUCUUCCUCCUAAAUCUUCAGCUCCCGCGGGACCGCUCUCGUUCAAAGAAAUGGAUGAUGGAUGGGGUAAAUCGUUGGGAAAGAACCAAUCCCUAGCCAUUCAUGGCGGAAAAAGGAAAAACCUAUUCUCCAAAGACAUCCGAAGGACUCAAUCAGAAGCCCAGAUGAACAAAACAAAGUCAGGUAAACCGAGUGGAGGCUCAUUUGGAUCCCUCAAACGUGCGCUUUCUCCCUUUAUAUUCCGUAAGAAGAAAACCACAAAGCAGGAGGAUGACACCAUGGGAGUGAUGAAGAAAGUAACUGACAGAGACAGUGUUCACAGCAUCCCUAUAGUCAUGGAAACAGGCUUUCCCGCUACAUCUUGUUCGGAUGUUAACAGGGAACAGGAGGACGCUAUAAUGAAUGGAUCUGCUUGUGUUCGAGGUCUGGUCAGUCCUCUGGUUCACCCGAGAAAUACUAAUCAUCUUCCAUCAGUGCAAAGGAACUCUAAAUUGUUUGAGGAGUCUUCGGGGUCACCAAAAAGAGAAAGCAAGUUGACCAGGAGAAGGGCUAACCUAUCUUCGAGUGGAAGUCCCUGUAUGUCAAAAACAAGUCAGAGCAGCUCGCCAGCACCAAGUCUUGAAUCUGUCAGGCUUAAGAAUGUAACCCGGGGUUCUAUCAUGCCCAAAUCUUCUACCCCGACUAAAGAUCGCAACUCAGAGCGACGUGAUUCAGGCACUUCUUCGAUUGAGAGUGUUAAAAGCAAAUCAAAGUCGUCACGGUCUACACCCAACUUUGAUCACGUGAGACAGUCGUCCAAUUCAGAUUGUUCAUCUCGUGGAAACUCUCAAACGGUUAACUUCAGUGGCGAUAUCAGUCACGCGAAACAGACCCUUGUAAAACCGAAAGCCAUUAAAGCCUACCAAAACCCAACUUUCACCCCGGUCAAAAGGUGCACAGAAUGUAACAAUCCUCUAAGUGCAGAUGGCAAGGCCAAGGCCACAGUGACCAAAAGUGUGUUAACGGAGAACCCAGAGUUCAAGGUUAGAGGUGUGUACGCGGAGGGGUCCAAUAUAAGGAUGGAAUCUCCGGAAAUAACAAUUGAGGCUCCAGAUAUAACGAUUGAAGCUGCCUAUAAUGGUGACGUGGAUCUUGAUAACGAUUUGGAUACGACGAUGGUGGAACAGUCAACAGAAAGUAAGCAGCAUCUCAGAACAGAGAUGCAGGACUUGUUAAAACGGUACAGUCCACCAAAACAAGGAAACUACAGUGGAGCAACACUUCAAAGAAAGUUAAAAGAAAUCAAGAAAGAACUUGAGGAUUACACUGCUCAGGAUAAUCAGAAGAUCGGAGAAAUCAAGGACAAACGAAACUCAGACGUUCUUAGGCUGAGCACGGCGGGCACCCGGAACAAGUACUCAGACGAGGUGUUCUACAAGACUGACGACGAGAUGUUUAACACUACUUUCAUCAAGCCCGCCGAGGAUGACUAUUACAAGGAGAUCGAAGUAAGGAUCAACCCUGAGGGCAUUGCUGUUGUACGGAGGAGGCACCAACUGCUACCUGAGUCUGACAGGGCCAAGGAAGGAAUGAGACGAUCUACGAUCCACGUGGAUGACAGAGUGUACUGUGACAAGGCCGUUCUCCAGUCGAUCUACGGACACAGUCCUUCGCAUGUCAGCAGUAAAAAGCAGCCCUCCUCGAGCGUUACCGACCCUGCGGACAAACUAAAUCCCGAUCUAAAAGUAAUGAAACUGCGAUCCUUUAUCCAUCAGAAAUCUGUGCCAAACCUGCACGAAACUUAUAGCGAUAGCGAGAAUAGCUUUACGGAAACUAAAAAAACUCUGGUGUCCAGUGCCAGGUGUGUGGAGACGGCAAAGUUAAAGCGGGGAUAUCACCGCAGUACUGGUAACAACCUUCCCAUUCACAAGAAGUAUAUCCGGGCAUAUACUAAAUUUUACGAACAGAAACUAGCUGUGAAGCUGCUUGAUUUAAAUAGGUUCAUCCAAGAGGAGAAGAAACAGCGGAUAGUGCUUGAUCAGCGGAUUCAGAAAUCUCUUCUUGAACACGAGGAGUUAGUGAGAGAUCUGAACACUGCUAAGCAGGACAUUUUAAAUAUGAUAGAGGUCAUUGAGACCCCCGUGUAAUUUUAGUGACUGUCAGUAAAUGAGUCACACCGUUCUUAGAUAAAAUAGUGAUUUUUAUUUUUCUUCUAUAUAUAUUUCAAUUUUCAAGUGUUACUGAAAACUUGAUGCUUGAUACUUGAUUGUUCCUUCGUAAUUGAGCAAUGAAUAUUGUAAAUUUUUUUCAUGUGAAUUAACAUAUCAUUAUCAUUUCGAAAAGAC